AUGGGUGAAACUGUGGUGUUUCCUUACAACAACAAUGGCAUAACAAAAGUUCACUAUGAAACCAAUAAUCACGAUAUGAUGAUAGAGCAAAACGAGGAGCAAGAAGGUUCUUGGUUCGAAGAAGAGAUUGAUGUCGAUCUCAAGUGGUCUUUUGCUUUGAACAGAGUGCUGCACAGAGGAGUUAGUGAGUACCAAGACAUAGCUCUUCUGGACACAAAACAUUUUGGCAAGGCCUUGGUGAUUGAUGGGAAGAUGCAGAGUGCAGAAAUUGAUGAAUUUAUAUAUCAUGAGUGUUUGAUUCAUCCACCCCUCUUAUGUCACUCUAACCCAAAAACGGUGUUUAUAAUGGGCGGAGGCGAAGGGUCGACCGCACGAGAAGCGCUGAGGCACAAAUCGAUAGAGAAGGUCGUCAUGUGUGAUAUUGAUAAGGAGGUCGUCGAUUUUUGCAAGAAGCAUCUCACGGCAAAUCAUGAGGCAUUCCGUAACGUGAAGCUUGAUUUAGUCAUUAAUGAUGCCAAAGCUGAAUUGGAGGGUAGGAAAGAAAAAUUUGACAUAAUUGUGGGAGAUUUAGCUGACCCAGUUGAAGGAGGGCCUUGCUAUCAACUCUACACUAAAUCUUUCUAUGAAAAUAUUAUUAAGCCUAAGCUCAAUAAAAAUGGCAUCUUUGUUACUCAGGCUGGACCAGCUGGGAUUUACACUCACAAGGAGGUCUUCUCAUCAAUAUAUAACACUAUAAAGCAGGUCUUCAAGUACGUUCGUGCUUAUACGGCUCACGUGCCAUCGUUUGCGGACACUUGGGGUUGGGUUAUUGCCUCUGAUGAACCACUGUGCAUUGAUGCUGGGAAAAUGGACAAGAAGAUAGCAGACACAAUUGAUGGAGAACUCCUUUACUUGAAUGGCCCUUCAUUUGUGGCCUCAACAAUUUUGAAUAAAACGGUCGCCAAAACAUUGAAGAACGAGACUCAUGUGUACACAGAGGAUAGCGCGAGGUUUAUCUACGGACAAGGUGUCGUGGGUCGGAUUUGA
Messenger RNA from Striga hermonthica, 1026 nucleotides. Lineage: Eukaryota; Viridiplantae; Streptophyta; Magnoliopsida; Lamiales; Orobanchaceae. The record is from the annotation of a GenBank genome assembly.